CAAACGCGUGCUCUUUUCCAUUUUGCUCGGGGACCCAGCAGAACAGUGAUCAUCUAACGUGCAGUAAAAUGUAGUUCAUAAAAAAAAUGUUAUUAAACCUACGACCACUUUAACCGCGAUAAUUAUUCUGUUUGGUUUAUCGUGAGUGUGAAGGUGUCAUUUUCUUUUUGAACCGGGAGUUAUUGUUGCAAUUUGAAAAAUUAGGGGCAGUAAAAAUGACCGAUGAAAUAAUUGACAUAGAUAGCAUGCUGCAGCAUGUUGGGAAUUUUAAUCGUUUUCAAUUAAUUUUGAUGCUUUUAUUCAGUGCAAUAAAUGCACUUUCUGCCUUCCAUUAUUUCGGACAAACCUUUAUAAGCGUGGUACCAGAAUUUCAGUGUGACACUAGGAACUAUGAGAAUAUUUCUGCCACCGGUACUUGUGACGUAGAAAUUUUAGAAAAUGAUACCUACGUUAAUAUGGAGUGUACUACAGGAUGGAUCUUUAGCAGAAAUAUCACUUAUGGAUUUAUAGGCAUCAUUGAAGAGUUAAAUUGGGUAUGUGACGACAAUUGGAAACCAGCCUUGGGUCAAUCAGUAUUUUUUAUAGGCUCUGUUGUUGGGAGUCUAACAUUAGGUGUUCUAGCAGAUUUUAUAGGCCGACUUCACGUUUUAGUCAUAGCGAACAUACUGGCAUUUUUUGGAAACAUAACGACGAUCCUAUCAAAUGAUGUAACAGUGUUUGCCAUCAGUAGAUUUGUGGCUGGUUGCGCCACUGAUUCAAACUUUGUAAUGAUGUACAUUAUUGUAAUGGAAUAUAUCAAACCAAGUAUGAGAACGUUAGGCCUGAAUUUAUGUAUAGGCUUAUUCUAUUGUCUUUCCUGUAUGGCAGUACCUUGGGUAGCAGUGCUACUAGGCAAUUGGAGGAUGUUCCUAAUUUUCAUCUCGGUACCACACUUACUCGUGUUAGGAUUCUAUUAUCUGGUGCCUGAGAGUGCCCAAUGGCUUAUAAGCAAAGGCAGAACAGAAGAAGCUAUUCAAUGUUUUAGGAGAAUUGCUACAAUAAACAAAAAAACUGUAUGUGAAAAGACUGUUGAUUCGUUAAGAAGAUUUUGUUCGAUGCAUGUUUCUUCUAAACAAACAAAUGAGAGUUUUUUUGGGCUUCUAAAAACGCCCAAAUUAAGGAGAAAGACGAUUAUACUCGUAUUUAAAUCUAUGGUGAUGACCUUGUGCUAUGACGCUAUAUCCAGAAACGUCAAUGGUUUAGGAUAUUCCGCAUUCAUAAUAUUCACUACCACAUCAUCAACAAUCCUUCCAGCUUGUUUGUUCAUAUUAGCAGUGCAAGACAAGGCGGGGAGAAAGGCGUUGGCGAGUGGAUCUCUCUUGCUAAGCGGAAUUUUCACAGCUUGUUCAGGAGUAAUACAAGCCUUUAUGCAGAAUCCCGAACCUACUCUGAUCGUUACUUUGGCAGUCAUCGCUAGGCUAGGCAUCAACGUGGCUUACAAUUCAGGUGCGCAAUACGCUGUGGAACUGAUCCCCACAGUUGUACGAGGACAAGGAGUGUCUGCCAUCCACGUAGCAGGCUAUGCAGCUAGUUUUUUCAGUCCACAGAUCCUCUACCUAGCCAAUAUUUGGAAACCAUACCCGGAAGUCAUCUUAGGAGUUCUACUCGUUUUAGGAGCAAUAGCUUGUUUGUUCCUGCCCGAAACUUUAAAUCGAACCCUACCCGUGACAUUGAAGGACGGCGAGGAGUUUGGCGAGGGGGAGGGAAUUUUCGAAUUUGCUUGUUGUAGGGCUCCUACGGAAAGUAUGACAGCACUCAACCCUAGCCAGACAACUUAAGUAUUCAUUUUCGUAUUGUUACCGUUGCCAGUAUCUAGUUUUUAAUAAAAAUUAACUCGCCA
Messenger RNA from Anoplophora glabripennis (Asian longhorned beetle), 1879 nucleotides. RefSeq names its product organic cation transporter protein-like. The transcript has 6 exons. Gene Ontology annotation, cellular component: membrane. The record is from RefSeq and is a predicted model, not a curated record. NCBI's taxonomy places the organism in Eukaryota, Metazoa, Arthropoda, Insecta, Coleoptera, Cerambycidae. Gene Ontology annotation, molecular function: transmembrane transporter activity. Gene Ontology annotation, biological process: transmembrane transport. The coding region runs from base 216 to 1817 and encodes 533 amino acids.